Molecule: messenger RNA, 1898 nt
Organism: Manis pentadactyla (Chinese pangolin)
Lineage: Eukaryota; Metazoa; Chordata; Mammalia; Pholidota; Manidae
Gene: USF1
Product: upstream transcription factor 1
Exons: 11
Coding region: 333-1265 (310 amino acids)
Biological process (GO): regulation of transcription by RNA polymerase II
Molecular function (GO): protein dimerization activity; DNA-binding transcription factor activity, RNA polymerase II-specific; RNA polymerase II cis-regulatory region sequence-specific DNA binding
Source: RefSeq, a predicted model, not a curated record
CCCUCCUGUCCUGAGCGUGCACGCCACAACAUCCUGUCCCGGUUUCCGUAUCGCAUACCCCUAAGGGCAGGAGAUGCUUCCGGAUGUCCAGCUAAGAUAAAAGUAGCCUGGCCCCGUGGCUGGGUGUCCUCCGAGGCUACCCCUGGCUGACAGCUGUGGGCGAUAGAGACGCCUCCUGUGCCUUGCCUUCUCUGUAAUUGCCUCUUCCAGCAGUCAACGCUACAAGCCUCAGAGGGGCACCUCCUCCGACUUAGCAGUCAGGCCUGUGAGGCAGAAGAUUCAAAGACUUUCAACGAAGGACGAGUUCCUCGGAUGUGCCCCCUCACAGAGAGAUGAAGGGACAGCAGAAAACAGCUGAAACGGAAGAGGGGACAGUGCAGAUUCAGGAAGGUGCAGUGGCAACUGGGGAGGACCCAACCAGUGUGGCUAUUGCCAGCAUCCAGUCAGCUGCCACUUUCCCUGACCCCAACGUCAAGUACGUCUUCCGAACUGAGAAUGGGGGCCAGGUGAUGUACAGGGUGAUCCAGGUGUCCGAGGGGCAGCUGGAUGGCCAGACUGAGGGGACUGGUGCCAUCAGUGGCUACCCUGCCGCUCAAUCAAUGACCCAGGCGGUGAUCCAGGGCGCUUUCACCAGCGAUGAUGCAGUUGACACGGAGGGGACAGCUGCCGAGACGCACUAUACGUACUUCCCUAGCACCGCAGUGGGUGACGGGACAGGGGGCACCGCAUCGGGCAGUACGGCUGCAGUUGUUACUACCCAGGGCUCAGAGGCACUGCUGGGGCAGGCGACCCCUCCUGGCACUGGUCAAUUUUUUGUGAUGAUGUCACCACAAGAAGUGUUGCAGGGAGGAAGCCAGCGCUCCAUUGCCCCCAGGACCCACCCUUAUUCCCCGAAAUCAGAAGCUCCCCGGACUACCCGGGAUGAGAAACGCAGGGCUCAGCAUAAUGAAGUGGAGCGUCGCCGCCGAGACAAGAUUAACAACUGGAUUGUGCAGCUGUCCAAGAUCAUCCCAGACUGCUCCAUGGAGAGCACCAAGUCUGGCCAGAGUAAAGGUGGAAUUCUAUCCAAAGCCUGUGAUUAUAUCCAGGAGCUUCGGCAGAGUAACCACCGGUUGUCUGAAGAGCUGCAGGGGCUUGACCAACUGCAGCUGGACAAUGAUGUGCUUCGACAGCAGGUGGAAGAUCUUAAAAACAAGAAUCUGCUGCUACGAGCUCAGUUGCGGCACCAUGGAGUAGAGGUCGUCAUCAAGAGUGACAGCAACUAACUCGGGACUCAGGGCCUUUGGGCCCUAUAGCCCCUUUCUGAGAACUGCAGAUAGCCCAGGAGCAACAUGCUAACCCCAUGCCCCUCUCUUCCACUGCCCACUUCUGGCACGAGACUGGGGGGAGUUCAGAAGGCGGCUGUGUCUUUAAACUGAGGUCCUGUGAUAUAAUAGCCUGCGGAAGUGUGAAACACAAACAUGGGUGUGCACUGACAGCCUCUCUCAACCCCACCAUGCAGCCCCUGGGCCCUGUGCUCCUCUUGGACAAUGCAUGUGCUGUCUCCAUGCUGGAUGCUGGACACACUAAACUGGGGGGCUUGUCCUGUGCUUGUUUAGAGUGUCAGCAGAGGGUCUGCUGACAGAUGAUGCUCUGGCUUGCCCCAGGACUCUGGCGCUUCCACUGGUUCUUCCUUUCCCUGGAGCGCAGAUGUGCACCUGAGGACUCUGGGGAACAAGAAGUGGGGGAAAGGAUGCUUAGCCGUAGCUGCUGCCCCUGGAAGAGGAGAUGGGCCAGCAAGCAGCUAAGGCCUGUGCCUGAGUCUCUGGACAGGGAAAACAACAGGCAGAGGCCCAGUUGGGGCCUUCCCCCUCGUGGGGUUGUUUUUUUUUUUUAAAGAUAAAAUGUUCAGAGCCACA